Molecule: messenger RNA, 1158 nt
Organism: Caenorhabditis briggsae
Lineage: Eukaryota; Metazoa; Nematoda; Chromadorea; Rhabditida; Rhabditidae
Exons: 3
Coding region: 1-1158 (385 amino acids)
Biological process (GO): embryo development
Molecular function (GO): protein binding
Source: RefSeq, a predicted model, not a curated record
AUGAAAAUUCUCAAAUUCCCCGACUCGGUACAGCACUUAAUAUUCGAGGCUAUGCAAGCUCAUGAGCUCUUUUUCAUGUCAAUUUGCUCGAAAAAUUCAAAAUCGACGAUUCGAAAAUCGAAAAAUCGAUUCAAGGCGAUUCGAUUUUCGAGUGAGACCUAUUUCACUGGAUUUUUGGCCAUUUCGUGCUACGGUAGUUUUAAGGAUGAGCAAUUUGUGAAUGCGGUUGAGUGGAAGAUUACGGGGAAUAGUAAUAGGAAUGGAGCGGGCCCGGGAGAUUCAAAAUUGACAAAGAUGGAGUUUGAGGAUGGAAUGGUUUUGAAGUUUAGACUGAAAAUCCAUCACAAGCCUGACAAACCGCCCAUUCUAUGCAUCGAGGGUAACGACGACUACAGUAGUAAAUUGGCACCCGUUCAAUUCUUUAACUACGUCAAGGACCUAUUUCAAAUCACUCAAAUCAAGGAAUUAAGACUUCGAAGAACUGAUUUUUCCGAUUUUCCAAAAGAUUUGAAAUCGGUCAAGAACGCAAUUAUCGAUACCUAUUGCCAGUAUGUCAAUCCUAAAGUUUUCGAAAGAUUCUUCUCAAAAAUCCACGUGGAAAACUGUUUUAUCAGUGAACAAAGCGUUCGUGGACCCAUGCAAGAAAACACUCCAAUCAUGAGAAUUCCCAACGUCUUUUUGGAAAACGCCACGUGGCUUCUACCGUAUCACCUAUACAAUUUUCAAGGAAAAAAUGCGGUUUUUGAGAACUCGAAAUUUAUUAAAACUUCAAAUUUGCUUCGAUUUUUGGAACUAUGGAUUACUGGAAAUUUGGAUACUAUCGAUACUGUAAUUUUGUCAACAACUGAAAACACGUGGGGAUUUUCAGAAGUUUUGAAUGGAAUCGACACUUUUCAAUGGGAUUCGAACAGAAGGGCAAAGACGUUUGUCUAUAAGGCGGCAUUCCGCCGAUUCUUCCAAAAGGAUUUCAACUUUUUUGAUUGCUCAGAAGGAAGUGAUAUCAAGAAAAGCACCGAUGGAACCCUGGCUACUAUUCGACUUUUGUCUGAAACUCGAUCUGGAAUCUCCAAAUUCUAUUUCGUAUUCUUUGUCUGGCAUGACACUUUCCCAUCACCUGAGAACUAUCAAAAUGAGGAGCCUAAUUAUCAAUUUGUUUAA